AUGCUUUAUCUUUACAAUAAGACGCUACGACGACAGACAGCUUUUAGCAAACAGAGCAUUACUGACUCACGACCUAUCUUCCGUAUCUCGAGAGCGGUCGGAUUCAAAUUAAAAGGAUUGAUGACGCUGCCCUAUCAGUUUGCUUUUUGUGAAGACGACGAGCGGAGGUUAAGCGCCUAUCCUUGGGCAGCGCCGACAAUGCAGGAUGCGCAAGCAAAUUUUGAAGAAUACGUUGCGGAUGCGGCAAAAAAAGUUGUUGUGGAUAGAGGUAUAGCAAACGUUUCCAAUGACACUACUUUGCAACUGAUGUAUUCUCCCAUAAACUGCUGCUUUAAUGAUAACUACUACUGCCGCAAAGGCAGAAAACUUCGUCAAAUAUACGACAAUACUAUGUUGAAGAACAUUUCCGUAGGAGAUAUCAUUGGAAUUAUCACAGUAAAUGUACUUUUUAUUUCUAUUUUUGAUUUUAGUAAUGCAAGAAUCUGUCCAUUUAUGUUCGUGAAUGAUCAAUAA
This is a messenger RNA of Strongylus vulgaris, 513 nucleotides long. NCBI's taxonomy places the organism in Eukaryota, Metazoa, Nematoda, Chromadorea, Rhabditida, Strongylidae. The record is from the annotation of a GenBank genome assembly.